Molecule: messenger RNA, 453 nt
Organism: Blastocystis hominis
Lineage: Eukaryota; Bigyra; Opalinata; Blastocystidae
Exons: 1
Coding region: 1-453 (150 amino acids)
Biological process (GO): tRNA 3'-terminal CCA addition
Molecular function (GO): ATP:3'-cytidine-cytidine-tRNA adenylyltransferase activity
Source: RefSeq, a predicted model, not a curated record
AUGAACACGGGAACGGUCGAGGAUUUCACGAUGCGAGGCAUUUCGGAUCUGCAUGAUCGUCUUGUCCGAACUCCGCUUCCUGCCAUUGAAACCUUCCGAGAAGAUCCUCUGCGUCUCCUUCGAGCCGUCCGCUUUGCUACGCGCUUCGAUUGCUCGAUAGACCCCAGCAUCUUUGAAGCGGCUCGAAUUCCAGAAAUCGAGCAUUUUUUGUCGAUCAAAGUGUCGAGAGAGCGAAUUGGAAUCGAGUUUCUGAAAAUGGCGCAAUUCCGCCAUUUCGAUCGUGCUCUGCACGAGCUUUCGAAUAUGGCGAUUUUGAAUAGUUUGUUCCAUAUUGAAGGCGAUCUGACGUUCUACAUGAAGAAUCAGAAGCUCCGCUCGAUGGAGGAGUUUGGGAGACAGUUGUUCCUGUGCUGGGUUCCCGAAGUGGGAAAGCGAAGAAAACGUGAAAUGUAG